Molecule: messenger RNA, 1431 nt
Organism: Marasmius oreades (fairy-ring Marasmius)
Lineage: Eukaryota; Fungi; Basidiomycota; Agaricomycetes; Agaricales; Marasmiaceae
Exons: 8
Coding region: 1-1431 (476 amino acids)
Source: RefSeq, a predicted model, not a curated record
AUGACCAACCCAAACGACAGGGGACAGGGCCAGAGCGCAGAGGGCCAGAGUGACUGCGGCUGGGGAGCCUACUUGAACGAGCUUGACCAGCUCCAAGCGUCAUCACGACAUGGACAAUCAUCGAGGAGGGCAAGAUCAUCUACAGCAGGGGGUACCAAUACACACUGUGUAGUACAGAAGACACGGCUUGGUGUCCCUGUUCCAUCUUUACAACAUUACACUCCUAUUCACAGGCACCCAAGCUCAUACAUUGGUCGACGGCCAGCAAACGCUAGACGAAGCCCUCUGAAACAAGCAGAAAAUCUGCCGACCACUUAUCUGCACCACCUCAAACACGCUUUACCUCACAUCCCAAGGUUCACAGUCCCGUUAAGCCUAGAUGUCCUCAAGAAACAGGCUGGCAAUAUGUCAGUAGGAGAGCAAUUGCGGGCAGUGUGUGCAACAAUGGAGGAGGAGAGUUACCCAGUACAGGCGAUGUCUGGUAUAUGGGAGGUGGAAGGACAGCCAGUGAUGAUAUACCUCUCUAAGAGGCUUCACUCCAGUGGCAACGAUGGGGGACGGAUACCGCUACCGUUAGAAGCACAACACCAUCCACAACGACUAUUAUCCACACUACAAGCGGCGAUUGAAAAUGGACAAAAGAUUCAUUUUGAUGGUUUUGAGGACAAUCUCGUGAAGCGUUACUAUGAAAGCAUUCAAACAAUGUGCGCUUUCAACCCUCCUAAACCGGAUCACACGCAGCAACGCCAUGGUAUUGAGGCAGUGAAUGGAAAUGCUGUCCAUCGCUUCCCGAUAUCAUCGAACGUUUCCUGGACAAAUGAUACGAACGAGGCGAAGGUAUGGCCGGGGGUUCGGCCAACACCAGGUAUUGUCUACAGUGACGACAAUGGGAUCACUGGCCUUGAGGCUGCUGGGGUACUACAUCUAGUUGAAGGUUGGGAGCAAAGGGGUCAUCAUGAACUGGGUCUUCACCAGUCAGCUUCACUGUCUGGUAGUGGGCAGGCGAUACGUGCUACUGAACAUUCCUAUGCAACCAACAACUGCCUGGAGAGGUGCAUUGAAAGCGCUAUUCAGGUUUUCUUCCCAGACCAGCACCAAACUUUUUCCAAGGCACGCGAUGCGGCGAGAUUAGUACAAGGCCAAAAGGGUGGGUGUUUCACAGGCAGGGCUGUAGUCUAUAAGCUACAGCUCUACCCUCACUGUGAUGAUGGCGAUGAGGGCAUUUCAGCAAGUUUUCCAUGUGGACGGUACACCGGUGGCUAUAUGCUCAUUCCCCAAUUCAGAGCCAAGCUCAAUUAUAGACCAGGAGAUUUACUGUUGAUCAACGCAAAACUUAUCUGGCACACAGUCACCGAAUGGAAGGCAGUGACUAUGCACAAGGACGAUACCACCACACCAGGAUGCGUUGGGAGUGUUUUCUUUCUUCCCUGA